GAGACUCAAAAUGUGUAACGAUAUUUUUUUCCCCCGUAGCCUCCAACCCUUUUGUGAUCUCAUCCCCAAUCAGACAGAUUUGUAAAACUGACCUAUUUACUAGAUCUAGUCCCGCUUUGAAUCCAGGCCUAUAAAUACAGCUUUAGACGCUUGAUCUUAAUUAACUCGAGCAGGCUUCUAGACACUAUAACAUACAUUUGGAGUUGGCUACUUACACAACUAAAGAUACCGAGUUACAACAUUGAGUUUUAUCAAUUGAAACCAAAGCGCAAUACAUUGUUUGUUGUGCGGCGACAUUUUGACAAGCAUAGACAGAACAUCGCUAUUGUGUCUACUGCUGUCUAUUAUAGGGGAGAUCACUCUAGAAAGGAGGAAAGAAGAAUCGCAAUUUCAGUAAAGUUUUACAUUCCUGUUUCUCUAUUCGUGGAUUUGGAGCUGAAGAAACAGAAAAGAAGACAUGGAGGCAAUCUUCAAGUGGGCUUUCUUUAUGGCAUGUCUGCAGCAAGUGACCCCUAUUCACAUUGACCUGACUCCAAACUUCUUUGUGGAGGCAGCCACCACUGAGGUGACCAUCACCUGUGUCCCGGACGGUACCGGAGUCCUGGCCAAGGAGAUUCUUCUGAUAGAAAUAUCAAAGAACGGGGAGACGCCCAUCGUUAAUGUGCAGCCUCCCAGCAAACUGAACUAUGGUCCUAAUGAUUUUCAACAUUUCGAGGCUCAGGGCUUUAUCAACAAUAGCUAUGUGGCCGACAGUUACCUCUACCUGAGGAUCAAGUACCCUACCAAAGAUGAUGCCGGAGCUUACACUUGCGUCAUGUCCUACUUAGACUCGGCAGGACUUUUGAAACAGGAUCGAGAUAAAGCCGACCUAAUCUUGCACAAAGGGGACAACUCAAGUAUUGAAGACAAAAUGGACACUCUACAGAAAAGUUUAGAGAACCUCCUAGACAGAGUGCAAGAAGUAGAGAGAGCGAACCAGAUGUUGAUUGCAGAGAAUAGAAAUCAGUCACAACAAUUACAGGAUCUGCGGGAAAAGGUGCGUUUGACGGUAGCAUUCUCUGCAGCCGUGAACCAAGAAAAGAACAUAGUGAGUGGAGAUACCAUUGUCUUCACUGACGUCAUGCUCAACGAUGGCCAGGGCUACAAUGAAACCACAGGGAUUUUCACAGCUCCUGUUGCCGGACUUUAUGCUUUCCAUCUGGUGCUGGAAAUAGGUCAAGGAGGAGCUGUUGGUGAAGUGUUUCUCAACGUUGCAGGCAAAGACAUGGUCAAGAUGUACACCCAGGACAAAGACUUUGGUGACCAGGGAGCUGUCAGCGUGGUCAACAAGUUAAACAAGGGGGACGCCGCCAAGGCUGUGGUACACCAGGCCGCUGGCAUCACUCCACGCAUCCUUUCAGAAAGACUUUGUGUAUUCUCCGGAGUCUUGAUCCGCUCUUGAUGGUCUGAACACAUAAACUCUCGUGAUUGGUUAUUGCUGAGCACUGAUUGAAGCAUGAUUAACAUGUGUACGAACUGAUAGACACAUGAAUUUCACGACAAGAUCAUGUUUCUGAAUGAAUGUUAUUACACUAAACAAGCAUUGACAUUUAACCUAUAAUGCGCUAUUCAAGGUCUGUACAUAAAAAUGCCUACAUUUAGUAAAACAUAAAGAAAUGGGACGGACUGUUUAAAUUGAAAACUUCAAUACAACAAGCAUUCAAUAGAACAACAAUGUUAUGAUGAUAACAUUAAUUUUAUUCAAUAUCUAUCUAAUCUAUCUAUCUAAUCUAUCUAUCUAUCUAUCUAUUCUAUCUAUCUUAGGUUUACCAGACACCUAAACCGCCUUGGAUUGAUAAAAUGAGGACAAAGCUUUACCAAUGAGGGCACCUUUAAAAACUAGGCUUACUAUGUGUUUGAUGAAACAUGUCAGGAAAUCAAAGGCUGUAAAACUACUUUAUUAAGCCUUAUAUUUCUUACACGAUCUGACUUUUCUUUGGCAUUACCGGUAGUUUAUCAUGCGCUCAUUAUGUGUUAGAAAAAUGCAUCUCAUUGCCAGUUCGCAAGGGGUUUUCUUCUUCUUCUUCUUCUUCUUCAUCGUUCUCAUUGUUAUGUUGGAGUGUUCAUAUGACUAGACCAAUACAUGAGAUGAACUGCGCAGUGGUUUCCAAAUCAGGGAGCUCUCCAUAUAGUUUUCUUUCUAUUGGGGUGAUUUGGGGCCAAUGUCUUAUACGGGCCUCUUGGUAGAGAGAGCAGUUUUGGAGGACGUGGUCGGCAUUUUCUGGUGAUACUCCACAUGGGCAGAUUUCACUGGUUCCAAUUUUGAGCUUCCGGAACAUGUGUUGUCGCAUUCUGUUGUGUCCGGUCCUGAGUCGAAAGAUUAGACGUUGGUCUUGUCGGGAUAGCUUAUAGUAAGCAUCAUCUUUCUUGUGAUUUGGAUGGGAGCUCGUCCAUUUCUCAUUUAUUUUAUCUACAAUUAGUUUCUUCAUUUCUUCUGGAUAGAGAGCAGAGUUUACUUGUGAGUUUGUUCUCCCACUCUUGGCGAGUGUGUCAGCCUUCUCAUUUCCUGCUAGUUGUAUGUGAGCUGGUAUCCAUUGAAUGAAUCCUCGAUACACUAUAAUGAAUCUCCACCCUGGGACGAAAGCCCUCUUCCUACUAUAAGGGACCAUAUUGAAAACAUAAAAAGAAAAUCUGAUUACAGACCAACAGAGCUCAAGGAAAUAGUGAACUGUUUUCUACAUACCAAUUACCCUAGCAAUCAGUGGAUCAGAGUUUACACGGAUGGCUCAUCCCAUAAAGCCACCACAAAUGGAGGAGCUGGAAUACUUAUCGAAUGGCCAGAUGGAGGAAAACUAGAAAAAUCCUUUGCAACUGGAGAGCUCUCUGACAGUCACAGAGCAGAAAGGGAAGCACUAGCACUAGCUGCUACCAUGCUAGCAAAUCAUCCAAGUUCCCCUCACAGUCAGAUUGUCUUUCUAACAGACGCAAAAACAACCCUCCAAAGCCUGCAAAACUCUGAUUCCCCUUAUAUUAAAAACCUCAGAACAGCACUCACAAAGCUCAACCACAACAGCAAGGGGUUUUGACUAACAUGUUUCUCGUGAAGUUAUUCAUCAGUUUUAGGUUCAAAGAUGGACAUGUCCUCCUUUUGCCGGACGUCUAUCUAUCUAUCUAUCUAUCUAUCUAUCUAUCUAGAUCUAUCUAUCUAUCUAUCUAUCUAUCUAUCUAUCUAUGAUUAUUUACACAUAAUGGGAAGGUUACUGGUGUGGUAUAUGAAGUCUAGAUUGCCUGUUAUGAGAUGACAAAAUUCCCAAUAAGUAUGUAUAUGUUGUAAUGCUGCUAGAAACGGAUCAUCCUUAUCGUUCUGUUUUAAUUUGUUUGUUGGCCUAGGCCUACAUUUCAAACCCAGAGAAACGACAUCUGCGUUAGAUGAGUAAAAUAAUCUAGGUCACAGCUUGUUCUGCUUUCGUAAUGCACUAUAGUUUCCCAUAACAUUAAGACUCAAAGACAAUUAUUGAUAUAGAAAAAAAAAUGAAAGCCCUCCAAAUGUUACACUACUGUAAAUAUAAACAUCUUUAUUUUUUUUUAUUUCAAUAAGAUGUAUAUGUUUUUUUGUUUUUGUUUUCUUUUUAUGAUGAUAUUCAUACAUAAAUUUAGUGUUUUAGUAAUAUGUAGUUUGAUGUAUUGUAACAUCUGUAUGGAAUGAAAGAUUCGAGCUUCAAUACGUCAUUUUCAUCCAUCGUGUUGAAUGAAUAGAAUCCAUAGAGCAUUGUUCAUUGGUUAUCCCUUACUGAGACCAAUUGCCCUCCACUAGCUAACUCAACACAGGAAAAUUAUAGCCUACUUGUAGUGGUUCUUUCCGUCCUAUUUUACUAGUAUUCCAAUAUCUUAAAAUAGUGCCCCAGUAUAAAGAGUAUCUUAUCUUCUUAUCUUAUAUAAUACAGACGUUACUUCAAAAAAGAAGAUGAUUACGUCCUACGCGUCAUGCAUUCAGUCAUGCAUAUUAACCAAUGACUUAAAUUCUGCCAAGUCACUGGUUUUCCUAGCUAGCUCAGGCAACCCAUUCCAUGCUCUAGUAGCACUAGGGAAGAAGGAGUAUUUGUACAAAUUUGUCCUAGCAUAUGGGAUGAGGAGUGUGCCUUUAUCUUUGUGUCUUUCUGAAUAUUUUAUAAAAUUUUGUUUUUGUAUUUGAAGAUUAUGGUUCAGUGUUUUAUGUAUAAUUGCUACUUUACUUUUAAGUCUUCUAUCCUGAAGGCUAGAUCUUUAUGUAUUAUUAUUUUCUUUUGUUUGAUGAAGCUAUAAGUUAUAGUUACUAGAAGAAGGAAAAAGUUUUACUAACUUUCGUACACAUGGUUGUAUGGUUGGUUGGCUUGGUACUGUGUUGUUACUAGGAGGAGUUGUCGAAUCGGAGGAUUCGUGCCCUGGUCAGGACUGUCACUUAUUUUGCUGUAUUUAAUUCCCUAUUUUCCUUAAUUAAAAUGUGGUCCCUAGUGCAGUCUUAAUCCAGCCUAUGUAAAAUGUAUGUAUGUAAAAUGUAUGUAUGUAAAAUGUAUGUAUGUAAAAUGUAUGUAUCAUUCUUUCUUUCUGAGAUUGUCUACUUUAUGUAUUCUUUAACAAAAUCGUAAUAAACAAUGAAAUAUAAAA
Messenger RNA from Biomphalaria glabrata, 4623 nucleotides. RefSeq lists its product as uncharacterized. The transcript is spliced from 6 exons. The record is from RefSeq and is a predicted model, not a curated record. Lineage: Eukaryota; Metazoa; Mollusca; Gastropoda; Planorbidae. Bases 458 to 1441 code for a protein of 327 amino acids. Gene Ontology annotation, molecular function: protein binding.